UUGUUAAUCUAAUGUUAAUCUAACGUUUACCUUUAUUGGGAAUUAUUGUCCUCAGGCCUGGAUAUUUAGCUGGUCUUCGCUUCUGUGAAUGUGAUCACGUUUACAGCUGGGAUGGGAGAGUGCAGAGGACAUUUAAGGAUGAAGAUUCGGACGGAAGAACUGAGUGUGCGCCUCUCGAUGAAUGAAACCGAACGGCAAACUUCAUUCAUUCAACUUUUCGACGAAAUUCGACAGUGUUUGCCAAGCAUUAUAUGUUAGCUUGCUCUACCAGGUGUACAUGUUUGUUACUGUAGCUGGAACUGUUUGCUUGAAAGCGUGCGCACUUGUCUGUGCGCCUGCAUACCUAACUCCAGCUGCAGCUAGUGUGUGUGUAUGUGUGUGAAGAGCCCGUGUGUGCCAUGUCAGUAUCUGUGAUCAUAAAGUGGGGAGGUCAGGAGUACUCCAUCAGUUCUCUGUCUGAGGAGGACACAGUGAUGGACCUGAAACAGUCCAUUAAGACCUUGACUGGGGUGCUGCCAGAGAGACAGAAACUACUGGGACUCAAGGUCAAAGGUAAACCUGCAGAGGAUGAGGUGAAGCUGGGCUCUCUGAAGCUGAAGCCCAACACUAAGAUCAUGAUGAUGGGUACCAGAGAGGAGAGCCUGGAAGACGUUUUAGCCCCUCCCCCAGAGAAUGAUGACGUGGUCAAUGAUUUUGACAUAGAGGAGGAGGUCAUUGAAGUGGAGAACAGAGAGGAGAACCUGGCUAAAAUAGCCCGCAGAGUCAAAGACUAUAAGGUGGAGGAGCUGAACCCUCCCAGAGAAGGAAAGAGGCUUCUAGUACUGGAUGUGGACUAUACGCUGUUCGAUCACAAGUCGUGUGCAGAAACGGGUCAGGAGUUGAUGAGACCAUACCUUCACGAGUUUCUGACCUCAGCCUAUGAGGACUAUGACAUUGUCAUCUGGUCUGCUACAAGUAUGAAGUGGAUUGAUGCCAAAAUGAAAGAGCUCGGAGUGACAGACAACCCUAACUACAAGAUUACGUUCAUGUUGGACAGUGCAGCAAUGAUCACAGUACAUACCCCUAAGAGAGGGGUUGUGGAGGUGAAGCCUCUGGGUGUGAUAUGGGGAAAGUACGGUGAACUUUACAACAGGAAGAACACUAUUAUGUUUGAUGACAUCGGACGAAACUUCCUCAUGAACCCACAGAACGGACUAAAGAUCCGACCCUUCAUGAAGGCCCAUCUUAACAGGGAGAAGGACAGGGAGCUGUAUAAACUGGCUCAGUACCUCAAAGAAAUCGCCAAGCUUGAUGACUUCAGUGGACUCAACCACAAACACUGGGAGAGGUACCUAUCUAAGAGGCAGCACCACUGAGACCGCAUCCUCGACAAAGAUUUGGACAGGACGCUACCAUCCUAUCAUCCAGUUCUCACACACAUACACACAAACUUGAAUAUUACAAGUCCUUCAUUUCAAACCUUACAACAGAUCCUACACUAACCAAGCUACUAACACUCAAAAGCUCAGGACUGAGAUGGGCUUCCCAAUUUAUAUAUUUGCAUGUUCUGUCUCUCCCGAAUCUCGCACAUUUUUUCCCAAAUAUUGUUUGCAUUUAUAUAAUGGCAGUUACUUCCAGUGGGUGUGGCAAUCAUAAAAUACACCUGUGCGGGUCAAAAAACUACUCAUAGGUUUGAGGCCGCAUGCCACAAGCCACCGUGACCCCCAAACUUCUACAUACCUACUUCAGUCAAGUGUCUAAAAUGGAUCUUGAAGUCCACAGUUCAGUACUACCUGAAAAUAUCUGCAGUCUUUUAAACCUGCUUGGUCUUCCAGAUGGGUGGGGUUUACAGCAUUUUCACAUUAUAGGUAGUGUGAAGUUGCUUUCACUAAAAAGUAGGCAUACUUUGCGGUUACUAUCAAGCUCUCUGCUAUACCAAGCAAGUAAAAACAGAUACAAACAUAAUUUUACCACGGUUAAGGUCAAUAAGCGGUGUCCUCCACCCCUGUACUAAAUUGAGAUGUUACCUAUAUUCUGAAGAGACGGAGAUUAGCCACUGAAAAGCCAAUAAACUUAAUUUUACAUUUUUUAUGUAUGCGAACUAAGCAUUGAAAAGAAUUAAAUGUGAAAUUCAACAGGAAAUACAGUAAUUAGUAAGAGCAAGUUAUAUAACAAAUAUCUGAAAAUGUGUUCAAGAACUGAGGUUAUAUCCACAAUUUAACACAUGAUUUUUACUGCAGGACAUCUGGCAACUGCAAAUUAUAGUGAAGAAUUAAAGUGAAAAAAUGGAAUGGCAGAAUGUGUUCAGAGCAAUGGUUAAAAUCAAAAAGAUAAAUCUAAGUCCUUGAGUAUGAAACUGAUGCCGGCAACCUACACAAUUUGACAUGUAAUCAUAUGCAAUAAUCCUCAAAGCUACUGUGACAUUACAAGCUGUUGAGAUUGAGACUGGUCGUAGCGAAAAUACUUUCAUCAAAACAAUCGACUGUCAUGUACAUGUUUUGAUGGAAAACUUCUGCCAUCUUUUGUUACUUGUAUGCAGCAGUCACUGGACACAGGCCUGUGGAUUGGAGGAUGUCGUACAUGUCUACUGUAUACAUGCGUACUGUAGGCACAUAGACGUGUCAGGUUUCCAUGGAUAUGGAUGUGCAUAUUUGCCCAGAAAUGUAUGUGUUUUUCUUUGCAUUUCCAUAGUUACAUGUCAACUCUGUUACAUCGCUGGACGCACACACAGAUAAAGAUUUUUUAAAAUGCAGAAUUCAUUAGUCUGUGUUUUGUUUAGAGCUUCUUUUUUUUUUUAACGGUUUUGCUGAAACCAAAUGUUAAUGAACAAAGUGAGGAUCAGGGAUGAUGAUGGGAAUGCAAGAAACUGACAGCACAAAACAUGCAUUUUAUGGUUAGUUUUUCCCCCCCUUCUUUUGGUAGCAUUCAUUAAUGAAAUGAAUGUGUCUGCACUUAUUGUCAAUGUUUAUUUUAAAUUAUGGAUGAAGAAGGAGAAGUGUUGGGAGAAGGGCAAGGUGUGUCCAACUUUAUGAAUAAGUUGUACCUGAAGCUCUUGGAAACAAUAGGGAUGUGAUUUUUCAGAUUUUGUCAGGUUUACAGCUCUCUUUGACAUUCAACUCCUUUUCAUUUCUUGAGAUGAUUUCUUGAGAUCUGCCUUUUUGUGUUUUCCUCAUCACAUCCCUGACAUCCUGGCUGUAAAUAUGACAAUAAACUUUUUUUUUUGUAUCUA
Siniperca chuatsi (mandarin fish) is the source of this 3208-nucleotide messenger RNA. RefSeq names its product ubiquitin-like domain containing CTD phosphatase 1 (gene ublcp1). Lineage: Eukaryota; Metazoa; Chordata; Actinopteri; Centrarchiformes; Sinipercidae. The record is from RefSeq and is a predicted model, not a curated record. Gene Ontology annotation, cellular component: nucleus. The coding region runs from base 399 to 1355 and encodes 318 amino acids. Gene Ontology annotation, molecular function: protein binding; protein serine/threonine phosphatase activity. The transcript has 13 exons. Gene Ontology annotation, biological process: protein dephosphorylation.